This is a messenger RNA of Menidia menidia (Atlantic silverside), 1080 nucleotides long. The record is from the annotation of a GenBank genome assembly. Lineage: Eukaryota; Metazoa; Chordata; Actinopteri; Atheriniformes; Atherinopsidae.
UCCUGCCCCACGGUACUUAGUGAGCAUGCGCAUGUCAAUCUUCCUUUUUCCCGUGCAGCGGAGUCAAGCCUCAGUCUUUGACUCCGGGCUCCUUCUAAAGGAGACGAAAAGACUGCAAAAUGGGUUUUGUCAAAGUGGUUAAGAACAAGGCCUACUUCAAGAGGUACCAGGUCAAAUUCAGGAGGAGGAGAGAGGGAAAGACUGACUACUUUGCCCGUAAACGCCUGGUUGUUCAAGAUAAGAACAAGUACAACACACCCAAGUACCGCAUGAUUGUGCGUUUCUCCAACAGGGACAUCAUCUGCCAGAUCGCCUAUGCAAAGAUUGAGGGUGACAUGAUCGUGUGUGCUGCUUACUCACACGAGCUGCCAAAAUAUGGGAUAUCUGUGGGCUUGACAAACUACGCAGCAUCUUACUGCACUGGUCUGCUGUUGGCCCGCAGACUAUUGAACAAGUUUGGUCUGGAUAAGGUGUAUGAAGGCCAGGUGGAGGUGACGGGUGACGAGUUCAAUGUCGAGAGCAUUGAUGGUCAGCCAGGCGCUUUCACCUGCUACCUGGAUGCUGGACUUGCAAGAACCACCACAGGCAACAAGGUGUUUGGUGCUCUGAAGGGUGCUGUGGAUGGAGGCCUGUCUAUCCCACACAGCACCAAGCGCUUCCCUGGGUAUGAUACCGAGAGCAAGGAGUUUAAUGCUGAGGUCCACCGCAAGCACAUCAUGGGCAUCAAUGUGUCCGAGUACAUGAGCUAUCUUAUGGAGGAGGAUGAGGACGCCUACAAAAAGCAGUUCUCCCGUUUCAUCAAGAACGGAGUCACCCCAGAUAUGGCAAGUAUUUUUAUCGAGGAAAUGUACAAAAAGGCUCAUGCUGCUAUACGUGAGAAUCCUGUUCAUGAGAAGAAGCCUGCCAAAGAAGUUAAGAAGAAGAGGUGGAACCGUGCCAAGCUCUCUCUGGCUCAGAGGAAAGACCGUGUCGCCCAGAAGAAGGCAAGCUUCCUUCGGGCUCAGGAACAGGAAGAUGCUGACUGAGUGUCUCUGCUCAGUUCCAAUGCAGAAAUUUGUUCUAAUAAAUAUGGAAAAGAAA